Messenger RNA from Scheffersomyces coipomensis, 689 nucleotides. Its product is annotated as mitochondrial 37S ribosomal protein uS12m. Gene Ontology annotation, molecular function: structural constituent of ribosome. The transcript has a single exon. The coding region runs from base 113 to 643 and encodes 176 amino acids. Lineage: Eukaryota; Fungi; Ascomycota; Pichiomycetes; Serinales; Debaryomycetaceae. The record is from RefSeq and is a predicted model, not a curated record. Gene Ontology annotation, cellular component: small ribosomal subunit; ribosome. Gene Ontology annotation, biological process: translation.
GACAUUGAGACAUUCUAUAAUGCGACAUUUGCUACCAAUAUGAAAAAGAUUUUUCAUUAAAAGUUAACUAUUAACUAUCUUAACUAUCAUCAAAUACAACGAAUAACCAACCAUGAUUAGAUCAUUAUUACAACCUAUGAGGUCUAUGUUGGUAUCACCAAUGGUGAAGACCCAACCUAUAACAUCAUACAUGCAAUCCAUUCGUUCCAAUAUUCCAUCCACGACUCAAUUAACUUGUAAUCUUAUGAAUCAACAAAAGAGAUAUGCUACUUUAAAUCAACUUAAAUAUGGUAAACAAGGUCAACCAAUAAAACCAUUCCAAAGUAGAGCUCCAGAUUUGGAAAACUCACCUUUUAGAAAAGGAGUUGUGUUAAGAGUUAUGAUUCUUAAACCAAAGAAACCCAAUUCAGCUUUAAGAAAAUGUUGUAGAGUUAGAUUAACUAAUGGUAAUGUGGUAUCAGCUUUAAUUCCAGGUGAAGGUCAUAAUUUACAAGAACAUCAUUUGGUAUUGGUGAGAGGGGGAAGAGUUCAAGAUGUUCCUGGGGUCAAAUAUCAUUUGGUUAGAGGAGCUUAUGAUCUUGCUGGUGUAGUUAAUAGAGGAACUUCAAGAUCAAAAUAUGGUGUUAAAAAGCCAAAACAAUAGUCAUAUAGAUUCAAUAACGUUCAUGUACAUAGCGUAUAAAUAAUGA